Molecule: messenger RNA, 3907 nt
Organism: Cimex lectularius (bed bug)
Lineage: Eukaryota; Metazoa; Arthropoda; Insecta; Hemiptera; Cimicidae
Exons: 17
Coding region: 120-3773 (1217 amino acids)
Cellular component (GO): cytoplasm
Molecular function (GO): protein binding
Source: RefSeq, a predicted model, not a curated record
UCGAAACGUCAAAAACGAGAACAGAGAUAAUCGAAGAAAGUCAGACGUUGCAAGGUGUCAGUCGUUGAUAUUAUUUUCUCAUACGAAGGAUGAGUUUGUCCGUCCGAUGAGUCGAUACGAUGGAAAAUGAACUGGAGACAGUGUUGCGUUUGAUGGUGCAUUGCCUGUCGAAAAGGGCGGAUCUUCUCUCUGGUAAAAACACCCUCGUGCUCCAGACCCCUCUUCUUUUCCGUUUCAACCGUUUCCUCGACGUGCUGGAAUGCGAGCACUCGGACGUGAUUUUGACAGAUGGGCAAAGGAAGGAGCUGGAGUCGUUCCAGGUCCUCCUGGCCAAAAUCCCCAGGCUGUCGUUGACCCAGAGGUCCGUCGAGGCGUUCGCCGAGGAGAUCGACCUGAGCAGGUUCGAGAAGCUGACCUCCCUGGAGCUGAGAAACGUGUCUGUGUCAAAGCUGAAGGGCUCCCAGAUCAAGAGCCAGUUACAAGAACUCGUAACCAAUAAUUGUGCAGACGAAGAAUACUUCUCGAAGAAGGGCAAACUGCAAUGGGCCAGCUUGAAUAAGUUCCAUUUUAAGUUCCGCUAUUUUGAAGGACUCAACCUCGGCUUCCUCAACAGCAUGCCAUGGCUCCAGGAGCUCAACCUCAGCCACAACAACCUGAAAGAGUGCAACGCGCUGGCCAACCUAACAAACUUGGUCUACCUGAACCUAGGCUUCAACAGGUUGACAAAAAUACCCAAAUUGCAUGACAGCACAAAGAACAAGCUGAAAGUGUUCCUAAUCGAUCACAAUUUCCUUUCAGACUUGACGGGAUUAGAGAAUAUGACAAAGCUGACCGAUCUUGACCUCUCAUGGAACUGGAUAGCCAGCAAGUUUAAGCUUCUUUCCCUUGUGUCGCUCGUUAGCCUUCAGCAGAUUUCCAUGAAGAACAAUCCGUUUUCCCACAACGACUUCUACAGGAUUUACAUUGCGAGUUCAAUUUGUUCAAAAUACCCCAAGUUUUCCAUCGAUGAUGUGAAGCUAAACACCAAUGAAAAAUCAGUUUUUGGUUCUGCCAUAAUUUCGAAAAAUGAUGCGAUGAAUCAAUCGGGCGAAAUAGACGCUAUAUUGGAUCCUGAUUUGAUUGAAAAACCAGUAAAAAUAAUAAAGGCCAAGAGGAGGUCCAAGCCACGGGAAAUGACAAUCAGUAGUCUUUGUGACCCUGAGGCUAUGAACCAAGAAAAAACCAAUAUCAAUAAAAAAGACGCUGAGGUCAAUAAAAAAAUUAUGGAAAAUGUCAUACCAGACAAAACUGAACUUUUGGAAAACCUCAAAGAAGAGAUCAAUGACGAAUUGCUGGCUGGUAUAAAAAAUGUUGCAGAAGAUAAAAAAAUUGAGAUUUCACAAAGCAAAGCGGAGUGUGAACCUAAAACGUGUAAUAGCUCCCCUGACGAUAGAGAAAUAUUUACUCAGACCACAACCACGGCAAUACUUCACACUCCAGCAGUUGUAUGUAGCGAUAUAAAAUCUCAAAGUGUUGAAACAGAAAUAAACAAAAAUGAUAACUUAGAAACUGAGAAGAAAAGCUGUGAUCAUUUCAAAGAACAAGAACACGACCUGGGUGCGGUUCAGGUGAACGGCUUAAGUGAAAAUGUACAAUCUGAUUCUAACAUAGAUACUGAGCGGAAUUCGCAUUUAGAACAGAUUGAAAAUUCUUCUCAUGGGGUCCAAACAACUGAUGAAAAUGUACAAUCUGAUUCUAACGAAGAUACUGAGCACGAUUCAAAUUUAGAACAGAUUGAAAACAAUUUUUCUCAGGGGGUCGAAAAAAUUGAUCAAUACGGGCAAGAAUUUAGCUCCAAUGAUGAAACAAACAUAAACGAAGACAAAGAACAAUAUUUAGAUGCAUCGUCGAAUAGCUUAGCCGAAUCUCAAAAUAAGUCGAAUCAGGACACGACCGAAGAGAACAGUGAUACACCAAUAGCUCACACAUCUGAGGAGGCGAGUGACGAAGACACUGAUGAUGAUGAUUGUAACGUCCAUGAUGAAUUAAUGUGGCAGGUUCAAAUAUUUGACAAAGCAACUGCCACUUCCCGGAUGGUCUUCCUCAUCCUCUUAGAAAAAGAGCUCAAGGAGAGAUGCACAAAGUCGGGUAAAAUCAUCACGAGGUGGAACCUCGACUCAAUCCGCAGUUGUGUCAAAACCGAGAUGAACCCAAUAAAGAUUGAACUGGAGUUUGACAGCACGAAGAAAAGCAAACAACACAGAUGCUACAUCAUGGAAUUCCCCGAUGCACAGAGCCUGAUGAAAAGGCUUUAUGACAUCCUGGAAUCGAAGGCGCUGACAGACAUGGACCAAGGGACGUACAGCUGCUUAAAAUGUACAACCGUUUUCGUCCAUAUAAAAAAAUCAAAAGAAAUCAAAUGCACGAUUUGCGGGUCCUACGAAGUUGCCGAAAUAGAAGAACCACGUUUACCGAAUAAGAAAAUUCCAUCCAAGCAAGCCAUCUGUCAUUCCCCAUCUGAAUCUAGUAUUGGUUCAGCAGUGUCUUUAGAUCAACCUAGGCACCCGAGCUUUUCAAAAAGGUACGAAAGCGAUGUUGAAAUAUUAAGUAACCCGAGUCAAAGUAGUAUUGAGGUCAUUGAUGACCAGAGCAGAUCGCAAAGUACAACCCCGAGCAGGAAGAAAUCUAGCGAAGAGAGGCAAACGGUCGCUGUCCCCCAGCUAGGUACAGUCCUCGAAGUCAUUGCGCCUUUGUCCGCACUGACCGAAAGCAGCUCAUCUGGCUCAUUAACAGAAAGUGUGAUAACCACUUACGAUAAUUUUCAUAAUACAAAACGCCACUUUAUUGAAUGGCUGUUAGAAGAGAACGAAAACUCCCUGGAUAAUGACUCAACAACCCAUACAAACGAAGAUGCCCAUGUCAAGACGGAACCCGAGCAGGCGGACAUUUAUUCGUACACCGAUUUCCGUAAUGUCGAUCAAAGGAUUGAAACGUAUCUUCGUAACAGUUUGUUCACGAGUGAAAAAGAAGAGCUAAGGGUGUUCGUGAGGAGCCAUGUCUGGAAAACAGGUGGGUCCGACUAUGACGGUUGUUUUGUUUUGUCCUCGUCGUUUGUGUAUUUUCUGUACCAUUCUAAUACUGAUUUCAGUGAACCCGAGUGUAAUUGGCUUGCCAAAAGUGAUUCGUACCGAUGCGAGCAAAUGAAAUAUAUCACUCCUCUGUUCAAAAAUGAAGGGAUUGAAAUUAAAAUCAACAACAUCACCUACCUUCUUUUACUCCUGGAUGAGAAUGUUACUAAAAACCUUUUGAACAGUAUUAAAAAUUUAAACUUGUCAAAACUGAAGGUGGCAAAGAAAUGGAACCCACAGAUAGAUGUGUCUCUAAAGCAGGCUGUAGUGAGUUGCGAGCUCAGCAGCUCCUGUCUCGACCCGACUGUCAACUAUUUCACAAUCUUCAAGCGAAUCCAAAUCAUCAAGAACAAAGUCGAUGAAGAAGUAAUGAGGCUCGGAAGCCUUGUAGUAACGCCCGGACAGCUUUAUUUAAUCCCCGGCGACCUCAGCUGGCUAAGCUCUUGCAACGUCCCAGCUAUUCAUUCAUGCCAGGAAUUGCUCAGGCUUAAAGACAUUGAAAGGAACAAGUUUGACUCGUUGUCACUUCAUUUCUUAGGCAAAGAAGGAAUAGAAGAAGUAUGGAAUUUUACUUUAAAACCGGCGCAGAUAGUAGCCAUAGCCAAUUGCAUCAAAAUCGUUUCAAAGCGGUUUUCCAAACCUUUAGAAAUACCAUUGAAGAGCUGAAGUUUCCCUCUAGUUGUUAAUUAUUUGUACACAAUAUGUUUAUACGUAUAAGUCAGUUGAUAUAUAGUUUUAUUAAAAUGUAUAAAAAGAGAAUGUUCACUAUUGUUAUAUAUGAAUUAAAAUUUAAAAAAAAA